AAUUGCACUGAGGGGGAGAAACUCACUUCUUGACACCAGCCUUACAUUUUGUGGGCUCACUUUUGAGUUUCCAACUACCACCAUGACAUCAGCUCUACGCUGGAAUUUCCACUAUUUUUAUGUUGCAUCCAUCUUUCUGGGUAUUCCCAGAAACCCCUAUAAAGAGAGAGUCCAAACAUGAGACAGAGACACAGACCUCCAGAGUCUCUUAGUUCGUGCUCUGCCCCUCCAACAUCUCUCCUCUCAGGAUCAUGAAGGUCUCUGUGGCUGCCCUCUCUAUCCUCGUGGUCAUGGCCUUCAGCUCUCUGGCAUCCUCUGCUCCAAUGGGCUCCAACACUCCCACCUCCUGCUGUUUUUCCUAUGUCAGUCAACAGAUCCCCAGAAAAUUUGUGACAGACUAUUAUGAGACCAGCAGCCUGUGUUCCCAGUCAGCUGUGGUGUUCAAGACCAAAAAGGGACGGCAGAUGUGUGCCAACCCCAGUGAUGACUGGGUUCAGAAGUACAUGGCUGACCCGGAGCUAAACUGAGGGCCUCACAGGCCUAGGACAAUGGACCUUAAAGGGAAAUGGGCCAAGCUAAGGAAUUCCACAUUCAGAAGCAAUCUCCCCAGACCCCAGCCUUCCUGAGAUGUUUUUUAUCAGUGAAAUUUAAUUUAUGUAAAUUAUUGGGUGGCAGCUUUGGAUAUUUAUUGGUACUAUUUGCACUUUUGGAGGACACCUGUUCCCCAUGGAGACCUCUGUUAGCAGCCAAACCUCAGUUCCUUUGAAUCCUGGGGUCAUCUGCUAGAUUCCAUGAACAUCUGUUGGACAAAGAUUUCAGAAUAAAACUUUUUCAAGUCAUA
Molecule: messenger RNA, 841 nt
Organism: Vombatus ursinus (common wombat)
Lineage: Eukaryota; Metazoa; Chordata; Mammalia; Diprotodontia; Vombatidae
Product: C-C motif chemokine 4-like
Exons: 3
Coding region: 252-527 (91 amino acids)
Biological process (GO): positive regulation of ERK1 and ERK2 cascade; inflammatory response; cellular response to tumor necrosis factor
Cellular component (GO): extracellular region
Molecular function (GO): CCR chemokine receptor binding; chemokine activity
Source: RefSeq, a predicted model, not a curated record